Vitrella brassicaformis is the source of this 3134-nucleotide messenger RNA. Lineage: Eukaryota; Vitrellaceae. The record is from the annotation of a GenBank genome assembly.
CGAAAAACAAUUGCGCGCGCGCGCAGCCUGCCAGUGAUUCACUUUCUUUGGCGACUUGGAUGUUUGUGGGAAAAAAAGAAUGUCGACGUGGCGUUUUCGCACUUUUCGUAGACUAUGGCUGACUUUGAGCCUCUUGCUUUGUGUCCUCAGUCUUUUUGUCUUCAUCGGAUUCCUAAGACGUGGUGCGGACAUGACGGGGUCAGCGCCGAGAAAUCUGUUACCUGUUCGGCGUGAGCAGAUGAGCUGGACCAAUCUGUCACCUGCCACCCUGAGGGGACUGGAGAGCCGUUUGGAGGUGCCGUUCUACAUCUAUGACACGCCGUCUGUGAGUGAACUUUAUAAUCUAUGUCAGAGUGCAGCCCGCAGCAUUCUCGAAGGAGAGUGGCCCCCUUAUCUACCCAAGGGGAUGGGUGAUGUAAACAAAAAGAACUAUGGUACCAACGAACGCAAGGGCUGCCUCAGCUGUCUAGGUGUUGUGGCAGAUGAGGUCUACUGGCUUGAUCAGCUGGCAAACGAUUCAUGGCGGGUUGCAGAUCCCGACAAGGCCCUUGUAUUUGUCAUCCCCGUCUACCCUGGUACACAGCAGAAGACGAUAUGGAAAAAGAAGAUGACUGACUUUCUACAGUAUUGUCCCUUGAGAGAGCGUGCGAAGGCAGGAGCCGAAAAAAGACUCAUAAGCUGGCUGCAGAAGCAGUGAAGGAGGUUCACAUGACACUAAUAGGUACCUCAAAGGCUAUCUCGUUGCACGUUCAGAUCGUGGGAAUGCCCUAUUUUCGGAGAAACGGCGGGCUUGACCAUAUUGUUAUGGUAGGGGACACAAGAGAAAGAGAAAGAAAGCUGGGUGCUUCGAUGAUUGCGUUACAUGUUGAUUAGGGAAUAGACUGGCGUUUUAGAUAUGCCGGCGGCAUUCGUGAUGCACUGGGGUACGAGUUUGCGACUUUGGCGAAGAACAUCACAUGGGGGCGCAAAUUGGCAGAGCGGGGUGAGCGAACAGGGAGGACCAGACUUCACUGGCCAUUUCUUGAGAUAUUCAAUCUCACAGAUCUCGGCCACAUUGGGUGUGCGGUCACGGCACCUUUUACGUGAGUCAUGCUAUGCUUCUUCGCGUCGCCCAUUGUCUCCAGUGUGCUUCUUUUCAGUUCAUCCCUGACCUUCCUGCAGAAAGCCUACCAGCCGUUUGAGAAGGAAACUCUUCUAGAGCGCCAACUCAUCGAACCUGAGGAUGUCUUCGAAGACGACAAGCUUAGCACAUCACUGAAUCCUCCCUCAAAGUACGAUUGGUUUGCUCGGGACUACUUGAUGUUCUUUCAAGGUGAGCACAGCAAAGAAGAGCUGCUAAAUGCCUCACCAUUCCUUUCAGGUCAAGCCAGCCUUCGUCGUGGAUACUUGUAUCGACGGCUAGGCUUCAAGCACCUUACCGGAUGGGAUUUUGUCGCGGAAUUUUGCGCUGAAGGAGAGUGCCCCAGGAGCUCAAAUGUCUUUGUCUCUUCAUCUACUACACACAAGCAUCUUUUGUUUCUGGACGUCAGUGGCAAGGAGGUAAAGCAGGCACUUCCGGACUGUCCUCGGAAACACGAAGAAAGAGAGGUAUCGGGUGUCUCGCUUGGCAAGUUUGAAAGAUGUCGAGGGCUGAAGCGUGCACGAUCAAUAAAUGAGAAAAAUCUCGCACUCCUUAGGGCUGCGACAUUCCUGCAUCGACUGGCUAAUUCCAAGCUGAAUCUGUGCUUCAGAGGAGAUGACGUCACGAGCUCUCGCUAUGUGGACGGAAUCCGCACUCGCACCCUUAAUGUCUUAAUUACUGAGGCGAAAGACAUGUUCAAAUACGCCAUUCCCUUCCAGGUCAGACUCGAGCCAUGGGUUCAUUGCAUUUCGACAUUGGACAUUCCGAUAUUAAUUUGCUUUCAGUGUGAGAUACCGUGGCAAAAAUUCACCUAUGUUGUUGACGGUUCCGAAUACAAGCAAGAUCCCAGAAAGGCCCUUGUGCCAAUACUGAAGGAGAUAUACACGGAUCAUGCAGCAGUCAAAGAAAAGCUGCGGCUGAUGGACUACUAUAGUCGAAAGGUUUUUCGUACAGAAAAGCCUGAUAUUCUACAUAUGAUUGCUAGUUUUCGUUAUUGGUGUCUCAGAUUCUUUGGGAUGCACCAAACAGCACGACCGCACGCUCAGUGCUCCGUGCGAUGACAAGACAAUGCCUCACGACCGAAAUAAAGGCAGACUUUCUGCGACGAACAUCUCAAAUCACGGGUGGAAACAGAAGCGACCACAGAGCAUCGGGAAUGUUCCUGUCUUGCAGACAUUCACAGUCAUCCACUGUUCGCGAAGUGCCCAUUCUCGGAUAGAUCAGCAAGAAGGGAAAACCAGACAAAUACGCGUCUAGAGGGGUAGCACCUAGGUGAUGGCAUGUAUGCCAGCAAAUUGUGCACAAUGUGUUUUCCCGUUUCUUCCGUCAUCUGAUCCUACUUCUCUCUUUCAGGGGUCUCGGCAGGCACGUGAUGCCUCCCUGUACAGGCGCGGAGAAGCAGAGACACGAGCAUCGGAGACAACGAAUGAGCAGAAACACAUAAGGCAAAUGAAAAGAUGCACUUACAUGCCUUCAACGCUCCGUUUAGCCAUCACAGCCUCACAGGGCAUCCCUCGCUACCACUUUCUUCUAACAACGAAGGUGCUUGGGGAGACGUGUAGAGGAUAAAAGCUUGCUCGUUUCACUGUACCUGGCUGUGUACCACACGUCAUUCGGUUCCUGAAUUGUUAUGGCGGCUGCAACUGCAUUCUCUGGAGUCCCUCGCUUACUUAUCGUCACUGCUUUCCUCACUCUCCUGGCUAUCUUACUCUCCUUGCUAACACUUCUCUCCUGUCCCUCCAUCGCAUGCAAACAGCCUUGCCACUGGUGAAACGCCGCCAACAGGCACACCAUCCUCACUGGUUUUGGGGCGCCCUUACGGCCCUCGAGUUCGGUGGAGGUGCCCAGGCAUCUCGGCCCACCCAAUGCAACGGUUUCGUCAAACCAGAAAUGCAAAAAAGGGGUAUUGACGCGUUGUCGACAUACAUCUGUCCGCCACUGAGCGGCUUCUCCCGUGCCAACAUGUCAACAUGGCAGCUCCAUAGAGUCAGGCGACACUGCACAGCAAAUGAAG